Messenger RNA from Aricia agestis (brown argus), 510 nucleotides. RefSeq lists its product as uncharacterized. The record is from RefSeq and is a predicted model, not a curated record. The coding region runs from base 1 to 510 and encodes 169 amino acids. The transcript is spliced from 2 exons. NCBI's taxonomy places the organism in Eukaryota, Metazoa, Arthropoda, Insecta, Lepidoptera, Lycaenidae.
AUGGCAACGCGAGCAGUGCGCGGGUAUCGCACCAUCUCCCGGGAUGCUGCGUGCCUGCUCGCCGGAAGCGUCCCAUGGGACCUAGACACAAGAGCCCUCGCCGAUGUAGAGUGGGUGGACCGAAAGAAAGGCGCCCUCUCGUUCCGCCUCACACAGGUGCUGACCGGGCACGGCUGUUUCGGUCGGUACCUGUGCGAGAUCGUCGGAAGGGAGGAGACGACGCGGUGCCACCACUGCGACGACGAAAGGGACACGGCCGCGCACACCUUAACGGCCUGUCCCUCUUGGACACGACAACGUGCGGCAUUAACGACCGCCAUCGGACCGGACUUAUCACUGCCAGCAUUAGUAAGUGUCAUGCUGACCAGUGAGCAAAAAAGUGACGUGGAGAAGUUCACCGAAGAGAUAAUCUCCAACAAAGAGCAGGCAGAGCGCGAUAGAGGGAGGCGGGCGCUGGACCCUCUUCGACCAAGGCGACGUGUUAUCCGGAAUGAUAACUUGCCGCCCUAA